UAACCUGCAAUUUUGGAGGUGGAUUUUGAUAUCAAGACACCUCAGUUCCACAUCUGUCAUUAAAAUUUGGGCAACAUCAUUGUUUACUGUUGGCUGUGAUAAAUACUUUUCUACCGUUUUCCAUCUAUAAAACCCUUAGUUUUAUUUUGCGAUGUCUUCAAAACUAUCAAUUAUAAUCUGCAUUGCGUUCUUCGUAAAUGUGUUCAGUCAUGAAGAUGAUGUACACACUGUCAAAUACACAACAGAGAAUUUUGCCCAAGAAUUACCAAAGAAAAACCAUUUUGUCAUGUUUUACGCCCCAUGGUGUGGUCAUUGCCAAAGAUUAGGCCCCACUUGGGAGCAACUUGCUGAAAUGCUUAAUGAAGACGAUAGUAACAUAAGAAUUGCAAAAGUCGACUGCACAACGGAUAGUUCUUUAUGUUCAGAGCAUGACGUAACCGGCUAUCCCACUCUUAAGUUUUUCAAAGUUGGGGCUUCUGAAGGUAUUAAGUUUAGGGGUACAAGGGAUUUACCAACUCUUACUACAUUUAUAAAUGAGCAGUUGAGAGAGGGUGAUGAGGGAGAUGCUGAAACAAAACCCCCACAACCCGUAAGUGGUCUUGUAGAAUUGACUGAAGAUACUUUUGAAAAGUUUGUAGCCACAGGAAAACAUUUUGUUAAGUUUUAUGCUCCUUGGUGUGGCCAUUGUCAGAAAUUAGCUCCAGUAUGGGAACAGUUAGCAAAAUCUUUAGAAUUCGAUUCUAGUAUAUCUAUUGCAAAAGUUGAUUGUACCCAAUGGAGACUCGUUUGCAACCAAUUUGAAGUCAAGGGUUAUCCAACUCUUCUAUGGAUUGAGGAUGGGAAAAAAGUUGAUAAAUACCAAGGAGACAGAACGCAUGAAGAUUUGAAGAAUUAUGUGAAUAAAAUGAUGGGUUCUUCUGAAGUACCCACUGAGACUGAGAAACCCCAGUCAGAAGAAGGUGCUGUAGGAACCCUCAAUGGUGAUACUUUCAAACAUGGCAUAGAGACUGGUAUUACGUUUGUUAAAUUUUUUGCUCCAUGGUGCGGCCACUGCAAGCGAUUAGCACCCACUUGGGAUGAGUUAGGUAAAAAAUUUGUAGCUGAUUCGAACGUUAAUAUUGCCAAAGUUGAUUGUACUCUUGAUCUAAAUAAAGAUUUGUGCAACGAGCAGGAAGUUGAAGGAUUUCCAACAAUAUUUCUCUAUAAAAAUGGAGAAAAACUUUCAGAAUAUAGUGGAAGUAGGACUUUGGAAGACUUAUACGAAUUCGUUAAACAACACAUGGGGCACGAUGAGCUUUAAGUUUUAGGUUUUUUUUUUGUUUGGGUGUGUUACAGUUUGCAAUUCCAUUUUUGCGUGAUUAUUGUAAUUCCUUUCCAACCUGACGUGUUAAAUAAACUUUUUUUUAAA
This is a messenger RNA of Tribolium madens (black flour beetle), 1408 nucleotides long. RefSeq names its product thioredoxin domain-containing protein 5 homolog (gene prtp). Lineage: Eukaryota; Metazoa; Arthropoda; Insecta; Coleoptera; Tenebrionidae. The transcript is spliced from 6 exons. Bases 152 to 1300 code for a protein of 382 amino acids. Gene Ontology annotation, cellular component: endoplasmic reticulum. The record is from RefSeq and is a predicted model, not a curated record. Gene Ontology annotation, biological process: protein folding. Gene Ontology annotation, molecular function: protein disulfide isomerase activity.